GAACUCCUGAACGAGGGCUUCGAGACGACCCUCAAGGGAGGCGAUGGGAGCAGGAAGAUUGUUGAGGGUGCCAAGAACAACGUGGUCCUUGGACAGUAUGUGUACGGCGGGAUGAGUGGCGUCACCAAAGCAGUGGUCAAUCACACUGCCCUGACUCGCUACCUCAACAGCUUCGUCAGAACCCACAACCCUGCCACUUGGAGGGCGCUCAGCAUCUUCAAGGGCGGAGCGGUGAAGGUGCGCCACGACUACAACAACGAGGUUGGCACGCGAAACUACUUUGCCUCCUUCGGACAAGAGGAAGGAGGUGAGCUGUGGGUUCACGACCGCGACAUCAACGAGGAGGACGUCGCCAUGGAUGGAGAUGGCACGAUCCAGUGGCGGAGGACUGGGGCGAAGGAAUGGCUCCCCGGAAGGCUCAUGGACUCCCAAGAGAAGUUCGUGGAGUUCGACCCCCACGUCAAGCGCCACGUAAUGGCGACAAACGGAGACGCCUGGCAUUUGGUGGCGUAUACACACCGCGCGGAGCGCACGAUGUCUGGCAAAAAGCGGGAUGCUAACGGCGGAGGUGCUCGACCCUCCAAGAAGCAGCGGAACUACCUCACGAACACCAUCGGCAAGCUCAGCGUUCUCUUUGCCACCCUGGUGGCGGCGGCUAACUCCUUCAUCUGCGAGGCAGUGCAAAGCGAGGUGAUCAACGACCCGAUCGUCGUCCUGGAGCUUGGAGGAUUCGUUGCCACCUUAGAGGCAAGCGAGUUUGGCCGCGGGCAAGCAAACUCAAUCGUUGACGACCCCGACUACUACCAGCGCUACAACAACAACUAUGAGGGGGAGGACUGGACAGUGCUCGCCAGACCCGGCAACAAGUAUCUCGAGCUGCCCGGGAACCUCGAGAAGCCGCUGCGGAUCGAUGGCUCUGGAAUCGUCUUCGAGGAGGGCGUCCCCGGACAUGUGCGAUCUGCGCUUAAGAGGCUCCACCAGAACCUUGGACACCCGAGGACUCCCGACCUCGUGCGUCAUCUCCGACUUUCUGGAUGCGAGUCGGCUGUGAUAAAAGCCACAAAAGGGAUGAAGUGCCAGGUCUGCGACUCCGCUCGGGAUCCACAGGUGGCACGUCCUUCUACGAUGCCACGGAUGCUUACCUUUGAGGAGAUUGUGGCUGCCGACAUCCUCUACGCCCACGACUGCAACGACAAACGGCAUGUUUUCCUUUCGCUGGUUGAUGUUGGCGCAACGUACCGCGUUGUGAUCAAGCUCCGGAACACCAGCGGCAAGGAGGUCGAGCAGGCCUUCAACACCCACUGGGUAACGCCGUUUGGCGCGCCCCAUGCCGUCUCUCUAGAUCUCGAGACAGGCUUGCAAGACGGCUUUUCACGGUUAUGCAGCUGGCGUAACGUGAAAAUCCGCAACUCAGCGACCCAAGCUCACUUCCAAUCGGGGGUGGGGGAAAGACAGGUUAAGUGGUGGAAACAUAUAUGGGCCCGCGUGUGCAAGGAGCUCUCGAUUGAGGCCGACGAGGCGCAGUUGGCAGCGACUUUGGUGAGUGGGGCGAAAAACAGCCUUAGAAGGCGCUGUGGCCACUCGCCAUCUGCGUGGAUAUUUGGCCGUGAAGGCCGCGCCAUCGAGGAUGUUCUUGAUCCUGAUAGCGGUGGCCGCGUGACCUUUGACAUCUCCGAUGAUGCCCGCUUUCAGAGACAGGCGGCCAUAAGGGCCAGCGCUCGCAUCGCUUUUCAUAAAUCAGAAAACGAUGCGAAACUUCGCAAAGCUUUGCUUCAGCGCGCAAGAGCCGUGACAAGGCCCUUUGAGAACUGCAGGCUGACUGCACCGGAACACCUUCGACCGUCUGGCCCUGACGAAACAGGGGAAUUUCUGGCAAUGAAUGGUGUCAAAAGGGAGUUGGAGCAACUCCUCCAGACCGACUUCGAUGAUGACGAGGCCUAUCGCAGCGAGGAAGGCGACGAGGCCAACGGCAUCGACGACAUCGGCUCGCUCUACUCUCCUUCUGUCAACCCCGCUGAGGAUGAAGAGAUGAUCGAGGAGCACCACGGCGACGAGGAGGAACCCCUGAAGGGCGACCACGACGAGGAGGGCGAUGUCGUCUUCGAGCCGACCUACGACGACGCCGCCGGCAACAACCAGAACCUCACCGACACCCGGGAGGACGAGAAGCGCGGGUGGCCAUUGUCUCGGAUGAAGAGAAAGACGCCGCCAGAGGACGUCGACUGGAAAGGGCCAGAUAGCUUUCUCUCCUAUAGUGUGAUGAUGAUGAGGCGCCAUCUGACCAGAUGGGGCCUAGAGAAGAGGCAGGAGAAGGAGAAGCAAUGGAACGAGCAUUUGCACUUCGAUGCCCUGGAGCCCCUCGAUGACGCGGCCACAGAGCACGUCAAGAACACCAUUCCGAAGGAGAGAGUGUUGCGCUCUCGAUGGGCGUACAAAAAAUUGGUCGAAGAGGAGGUUGGUCCGGGCAGGUUGGUUACAGACGCCCCGACGCUUUCGAGGCCUGGACUGCUCUGUUUGCUACAACUCCUGGCGAACGGGCUCAAGCAACCUGAUCCUUGGCGAGUCUCGGCUGGAGAUAUCCAAUGUGCCUUCUUGACGGGGAUGAGACCAGGACAACUGGUCCGAGUGAAGAAGAAUAUCUUCGGGUUGGCCACGAGCCCUCGCGAGUGGUGGCUUGACCUUCAGGAAGGGAUCGGCAAGAUCAGCGUCGACAUCGACGAGAAGUGCUAUCGCUUCGAGCAAUGCCCGUUGGACCCCUGCAUCUUCGUCCUCAGACAGUGCCAGGACGGGAAGUUCACCGGCGUCCUAUAUGUCGGGACGCAUGUCGACGACCUUCUGGUGAUCGCCAGCACUUCGGUCUCGAAGCUCAUAGAAGAUGCCCUUGGACAAGCCUUCCCCGUAGGAGAGUGGGAGAGCGAGCUCUUCAGCUACUUGGGGUCGGAGAUCUACUUCGGCGAUGACGAGGUCGUGCUGUCCCAGCAAGCUUAUGCUGAGAGCGGACUGUUCUCUUUGGACAUACCACGAGGAGUCGACGACAACGACUGCGCCGGCCCCGACCUCAUCGCCGACAACCGCAGCUUGGUGGGCGCGCUCUCCUGGUUGUCAGCACAAUCCAGGCCAGACCUCACUUGUUCCGUGAGCAUGGCGCAGCAGGUCCAGAAGCAACCGACUUUCGCCGACCUGAAGUUCACCAACCUCGUCUCCAAGAAGGCCUACGACCAUCGAGAAGAGGGGCUCAGGUUCAAGCCCAUCCCCUCGAGCGAGCUCAUCGUCAUCAUCUAUCACGAUGCGGGGUGGGCCAAUGCUCGGGACACCGAGCGCGAGGAGCCAGGCUUCGAACUCACUGCGGAGGACAAGUUGGCCGGACUGCAACAGGAGGGCCCCUUCGUUACAAGGGAUGCGAGAAAGGCAAGACGACAGAAUUCAAAAGUCGCCUCGCAGCUCGGGGAGUUGAUCGUCUUCGCUGAGAAGGGGUGCGUCAUUGGAAAAGGGGGGAACUUCAGUGUCCUGGACUGGAAGUCUAAGGCCGGGCAGAGGGUGUGCCGAAGCACGUUCUCGGCUGAGACGCAAGCCUGCGUUGAAGGAGUGGAGGCCGGACAACAUGUUCGAGCACUUUUUGAGACGUUGGCAGGCGGGGAGCUCGUGCGGGUCGAGAGCAGCCGGAUACCUCUCCUUUGCCUGAGCGACUGUAGAUCCCUUUAUGAUCAUGUCCACAAGCAAGGAAUGCCGAGGAUUCCGUCAGACCGUAGGCUUGCAGUAGACCUAGCGGCGUUGCGACAAGCUCUGAAGUCAGAGCAGUGGAGUAGCAAGCUUCCCCUGGCAUGGUUGGCUAGCGCGUAUCAGCUGGCAGAUGUGCUCACAAAACCCCAGGAUCCCGCCAAGUGGUGGCAGUUUUUCAGGAGCAAAUUGCUCGUGCCGAUAGAUCUUAGCGGAGAGGCUGCAGCCAGCAUAAAGCUGGAAGAGCAGGGGAAGACCAGUGUGAAGCAUAAAGGUGAUUUUGAGAAGAUCCCUUCAGCUUACGAGUUCCUGAUAGAGAGUGCUGGUCUUCCCCAAGCCUAA
Symbiodinium pilosum is the source of this 4059-nucleotide messenger RNA. The record is from the annotation of a GenBank genome assembly. Lineage: Eukaryota; Dinophyceae; Suessiales; Symbiodiniaceae.